Molecule: messenger RNA, 6400 nt
Organism: Salvelinus fontinalis (brook trout)
Lineage: Eukaryota; Metazoa; Chordata; Actinopteri; Salmoniformes; Salmonidae
Gene: c36h4orf54
Product: chromosome 36 C4orf54 homolog
Exons: 2
Coding region: 164-5023 (1619 amino acids)
Source: RefSeq, a predicted model, not a curated record
GCCAGAGGCGCCGCGCACAGCAAUAACUCCACUAGGAUCCUGUGGUUGAUUCUCUGGACAUCAGGGAGUGAAGUAGGGAAUCCUGGGGACCUCUACCUCUAUUGUUUCUUUUCUAUCCUAUGCCAAAUGUAAAAUAGACAGCAUAAAAGGCGUGCAUAAUGCAAUGGAAACAAUGGACGCGUCCGACAAAAAUCGAACUUACCCAAAGUCCACCGUCGUGUUAAAAAAGCGCAUGCCAGAUAGUAAGGAUACCACUGGGACGCAAGACGAAUCGAAGUACGUUGAAUUUAAUGAUUUACUUGACAUAGAUACAGACGACACGAACACUGUCACCGGUGAGGGGAGCCAAAUGGCGAUUGACGAGGGCAACGGUGGCUCGAGAGCAGAAGAUAAAACUUCUGGAGACGGAGACCUGAUGAGUAAGGUGACUGAUCAUAUCAACGGCGACAAAUUAAAGGAGGAUAUUAACACAAAGGAGUGUGCCAAGGGCUAUCUAUCCGGGUUUCUUGGAACUGUCUGCUUCUCUGAGGUUUCUAACAUGAAUGAAAACAUGAUGGACUCUCCCGAAUCCCCUAGAUACGUUGGUAAUAGGGAGGUCACCGCGGAGUGGACACCGGGAAAGGACUCAUUUGAGGAUGUAGAAAAUAUGCCAAUUGACAAUGAAGAUUUACAAUACACUGACAUGUUAAGCGGGCAAAGUGAAUCGGAUGAUGAUGUGAGCUUGGUGCUGACCGGUGAUUGUGAAGAUUGCGUGCCUUGCAGUACCGUGGAGGAUGAGCCUCAUUACAUAACCACGCACGAGAUCCAGCUCUCCGAGCUUUCAGAUCACGAUGUCGAUAAUGAUAUCGGACAGGGGUGGGAUGAUAACCAGAUCUACUCUUUUGUAGAAUAUGCUGCUUUUGACGGCGAUGGAACGAUGGCAGGAAGAGAGAAGAGGGUGAAAAGCAAUCAGGGUCAGGCUAAUAGCGGACCGGCAGUCAGCACUAAGCUGGAAAGUGAUCUCGGGGACAGGGACAAGUGCGCCAUCUCAGAUGAAAGUCUGUCAAAGAACCAAAAUAAUGUUAUAGGACAGAUCCAUCUGUCAAUCAAAACGACUUCUCGAGCUAUAAAUGAGCCUAGCAACGUCCAAGAAAAUGAAAAUAUUAUUUAUCAUGCCAAGCACGCUGGAGACAUGAGUCGCUAUGUUUUUAGAGGAGCUGGUGAUGCAAAUACGGAGAAUGUCUGUGAUAGUGCUAAGUGUUUCAUAGCCGCCCCCGGACGCUUGCACUUUGGCAAGAAAUUAAAAGGGAAAGAUGUUAACGACUAUUCCAGCGGUGCUUCCAGCGCCGUCAGUGAACUUGACGAUGCGGAUAAGGAAGUGCGCAACUUGACUGCCAGAGCGUUCAAGAGUUUAGCAUACCCAUAUUUUGAUGCCAUCAAUUUCAGUACCUCCAGCGAGUCCUCCGCCUCCGAGCUGGGGUUGAACAGGUGGUCAACUUUUGUUGACCUUAAAUAUGGCAACAUGAACAUGUCUCAGGGACGCGAACCAAAUACAGGGUCUAAUAAAAGUUCUACGUCAUCCUCUGAAAUUGUUAAGAAUAAAGACAAUAAAGGAUAUAAGGGUUUGGCAUUGGCUAGUACUAAACCGCCCCCGAACAAGCUCUUUGCAUUGAAUAGUGCUCUUUCUGGUCCCUAUAACGCAUCUUCUGCAGCAAAGAAACUUGAGCUUAUGGGAAAAUUUGGGACGGGACACGGUGGAGUUAUCACGCUCACAGAAACAUUAAAUAUUCGUUGUAAUGUCAAAUCAGGGCUGCCUGGGAGCGAAAGGCGCUCGAAAUUUGCACAAAACGCAACAGGAUCACGUUCCACAGAUGAAGUUACCAGCACCUUGCCAAGCGGCCAGAGGAAUGAGGCCAGCAAGCAACCCUGUAAUGCAGGGGAAACCAUGGAAGGCACACACAAGAAAGCAAUAUUCGCCUCGAGCCUUCUUAAAAAUGUAAUUUCUAAGAAAAUGCAGUUUGAGCAGGAGCGCAAAAUGGAGAGGGGGGAGAUACGCGAGUCCUAUCACGCUCCAUCUCACUGCCUUCUCCAACAAGAGCCUGAAAUUGCGCACAUGGAAAGGGAGAGGGCUACACCGAAAGAGUCCAAGGAUUUCCAAAGGCAAAGCCCGAAAUACUCAGAGGCGAGUUCAGACUUAACUAUUGUUUGUGUCGAUGAACUAGGGGACUUAGUGGACACUAGCUCGUGCGAUGCCAAGGACGAAUGUCGUAGACAAGACAUUUUAACUCUUGCACCAGAAACGAAUUUAGCGUCGACAAAUGAAGUAGGAUUCGAUACUAAAAAAGGAGCAUUCGAAGUGGCCAACAACACACUGCUACGCAGCCAAAAUAGCGCAUUCAGAUCCUGGAGGGACGGUGAGCUAGAGUUUCAAAAGGAACAUAUAAACGAUAAAACUCCGGAGGGGAAACCGUCUUCGUCCAACGGCAACCAGGGGGAAACGGACUUGUACACCGAUUCAGGCAACAGUGAGCUAACCAAAAUGUUACAUUUGUUUGUGCCAAGUAUCCAACAACUGUCCAAUGAGAGAGAAGUUUCAAAACAGCUGCCGACUAUGAAUUAUUCGACCCGCGCGGCCGCGGAUCAAGGAGAGGAAGGAGGUAUGAAAUUACGCGCAAAAAACACCCAAUACGUCGCUGGUCCGAGGAGUGUGGUAACAUCCAAAUCACCGGAAAUUAAAAUCAGUUUACGGAGUGUAAAAGAAAACAAAAGCGACCCGUUCAACGUUGCAAAGCUGGUGCCUUCCAAUAUAGGCUGCAACUCAGUCAACCUGAUAAAGGCAGGCGACGAGUCCAGAUGUCAAGCGCUCGCCGCAGCGUUGAAGGGUGAGUCCUCCGAAAAAGUACCACACUUCACGGUCAGAGACAUACGAGACCACAGGGGAAAGUUGCAAACACCUAUACACCAAGUUCGAGACGUGCGUAAAUUGGUUAAAAGUUCUUAUCACUUUGUGUCGUUGGAUAAUAACGCCACCGCCGGCGACCUGAACUCAGAUCAAAAGCUUUUCAAACAGGGGUCUUAUCGAAACCCUGCGUCGCUUUCCCCCAUAGUAAUAAAGUGUCAGUCUGUGAAUACCAAUACAAAUGGGAAUGGGAAGCUAUCUGGAAAUUUAAUUGGGUAUUCUAAACCGAGGCUCAACGAGGAUUCAUUUGAAGUUGACAGGUCAUCACCCCAGCAAGAGGGCACCAAAAGCGGCAUCCACCAACCGACAUGGAGAGAGCCAUUAGGCAAUGCAAAACAACAGAAAGGUGAUUCGUCUGAAGGCCCCAUUGGACUUGUAAUUGAAACCAGAACAGCUUCUAGAAGACAGGAUAAAACACCUGACAUCGGUGACAAGACCAAACCUGAGUGUAAAAUGUCCAACCUGGGUGCCUUCCAGAAAUUACAGGCUGCAGUCAAAACCAUGGAGCAGUUGUAUGUUUUUGAUAGAAAUGAGUGGAAGAGGAAAUCAGAGCCACACUCCAUAUUAUCAGACAGUCAUGUGCUCUCUCUCAUAUCCAGAGAGGAGCAUGGGCCAGAGGAGGAGGGAGUGAAUGUGGCCAAUGCCAUGGCCGUGCCAACAUUUAACAUGGACAAGUUCAUCCGGAGGGACUCAUACCCUAACUCUGGCAAAUCCCUGCCUGCUACGACCGCCUUGCCCGUCUGCGAAACGACACCACCCAAACGAGAGGAGAAAGAGCCCCCGAAGACUUUUCACAUUCCCAUCAGCCGGGAUGUGCCCAAAUCCCUGGCUCAGCUAGGUGGAACACCAAUGGGUACCAAUAAUGUGUUUAAUGUCAGCUCCAUGGCUUCAGGAACCCCCCCCACAAAUAACAAUAACAAGGCAUCAUCACAGCCACAUGCUGUAUCACAAUCACCUUACUGCAAAGGCUUCAGCCAAGUGUCUCCUAAACUUCCGGUGUCAGUGAAAAUCUCCCAGCAGCUCAGAAAGGCAGAGGAGAGACAGAGAGAGAGACAGAGGGAGAGACAGAGGGAGACAGCCAACAGUAUGACGGCAGACAUGCCCUUCCAGUUCAGCAGAGCCUCAGCCGAGCACGAAAACUACCUCACCAUGCCCGUCAAGUCUCAUGCCACCAGCGCCAAGCAAGCCGCUGCGUCCGCUGGCGGUGGAUGCGAGAAGACAGCAGUUUACAACUUCUCCGCCACUGGCGCCAAGUCCCAGAUGGCCAGCCCACCCGGUUAUUGCGGCGCCAGGAGGCAGGAAGAGACACGACUUUCCCCACAGAAACGCUCCACCAUCGUCAUGGAGACGAGAGCCCAGGACACGCCAACUGCCACCAUCUACCACAUGCCCAUGGCUCAGAGCAUGGCGUCCGCCCAACCACAGAUGUACUGCUUUUCCCCAACCAUGUCCCCACAAGCCAUCCCCCAGAUUGACCACUACCAGCGCACCCAGAGAAAGAUGCUCUUUGACCCCAGCACAGGGAACUACUACCUGGUGGACACCCCCGUCCAGCAGGCCACCCGCCGCCUCUUCGACCCCGAGACGGGCCAGUAUGUGGACGUGCCCAUGUCCCAGCAGCCCAUGUCUCCCAUGUCCAUGUCCAUGCCCCAAAUGCCGCCCAUGCCCAUGCCCAUGCCCAUCUCGCCUUUAGCCCUGAGUCCCGGCUCCUAUGGCCCCACCUACAUGAUCUACCCAGGCUUCAUGCCCGCCAUGCCCAGCACGCCUACCCUGAUCCCCACUAGAAUGCAGUCGCAGCUCUCCAUGCCGUUGGAGCAGGAAGACUCCGGAGACAAAGGCGGUUCCUCCCAGCCAGACUACAUGGACAUGGAGAGUCCUUACUACAUGGCCACAGGGUCUGGGAAGUCUCCCUUGGCUGGAGGCUCCAGUAUGGGCCAAGUCCAGCAGCAGGGCAGGCCGGGGGUCCAGGGCUUCUCCAACGGGAAGCAGCCAGUGAUCAGCAUCACCUCCCAGCAGGGACCACGCAUCAUCGCCCCGCCCUCUUUCGAUGGGACCACCAUGAGCUUUGUGGUGGAGCACAGGUAAACGGCAGGACCUGUCACAUGAUACGAGUGAUGUGUGAGGAGUGACGUGUCCUGAUGUGUUCUGGGCCCUCCAGUGCCACUAACCCUGCCGUCUGGACUUUAUGGUUCAUGGUCAUCAAUGCCGGUCGUCAUGGUCAUCAGGGUUCUUGGUCAUCUCAACCGACAGGAUUGUUAUUGCCUCACCUUUCUGAAGUAGGCUACCACUCUAUCCCCCUUUAUUUUCUUAACAACUCUGUGUUACAUUUGGGAGUUUGGCAGAAAUGUUUAAUUGUAAAAAAAAAUAAUAAUAAUAAUCCACUAGUUAAUGUAGUUUUUUACCAUGUGCUGUAUAUUUUAUUUACAUGUUUGAUUUUGUGUCAUUUUGAUUUCAUAUUGCAAUACUCAUGCAAUGCAAAAUAACCUCAUGCAAUUGUUCUCGCAGGCAUUGUCAUGAUAAUCAAUUUCAUCUGGACAUUGAAUUAAUAAUAGUAAUCAUGUAUUUUCACAUAAGAAAAGCAUGAUUGUCAAACCCACCCUCCAUUGGUUAUUAAUAAGAUUAGGCUCCAAAUCCAUUCAUGUGGGACCCCCAGCAUUACCCCUUUGUUAUAGCCCAGCAUUAACACACCUGUGUCAACAAAUCAAGGGUUGAGGAGUUAAAUCAGGUGUGCAAGUGCUGGGCUAAAAAUAAGUGCUCACUGAGAGGUUCCUAGGAACGGAUUGGGAAAUAUGUUGUGGACAUUUUCUUUGUCGCAUUCUCCACACUAGAGGUCUAUGUUCUAAAAUGCACAACUUCCGGAAGGGUGCAGCUUGUCCCAUUUAUUUCUUUAGCAAGUACAUGAGGCAUGACAGCACACUUGGACAGCACACUUGAACAGCACACUUGAACUAAGUCCUCAGGAGAAUGGAAGACGGCUUAUAUCUCUCUUUGUAUCUUUAUUGACCUUGAUCUGAACCUGUACUUGGCUUCCUCCCUUCUCUCUGUUACGGUGCCACCCGCUGUUUGCUUUAUCCCUGUUGAUGAGUUCAGUUCAGUACAGUAUAAUCUUGUAUUGGUUUAAUUGUUUAAAAAAAUGAUAUGUUGCCAACAAUAUUAGCACUAAAAACAAUUAUGGUGGACAUUCUAUUUUCUUUCUGAACCGUGUCAUUAUUUUACUAUUGAAAAUGAAUGAGCGCUUGUCUUGAAUACACAUUAUGCAAUAUGUGGUUUGGUUUGAUAUACUUCUACUGAAAUUGGUAUGUUGUUGCCUGUUUAUCUUGGGUAUUGUUAUUACUGCAAUGUCAUUAAGUGUUGACAAUUUUGCCCUGUCACAUUUAAGUGCUCUUAAUGCAGGUAGCAAGCACUGUGAGUAAGAGGUGGAUGUUUAGACAUUUCAUAAGAUUUCAUAAAAACACAACUGAA